AGCACUUCCACUCUCUCUUCGCCCCAUUACGUUUCUCCUCUCCCCAGACCUCACUUCCUCUUCCUUACCUUUCACCAUGCAGCUCUUGUCAUACGCCCUUAGCAGCCUCGUCUUGGCCACGUCGUUCUCCACCGCCUCUCCUUCCAACCUCUCGCAGAAUAUCACAGCGUGCGCUCGUGCCGCAUCGCAGCUGUCUUGCAGCGACACCAAGAACCCUGUCGACCCUACCUCUUUCGGGACGUGCUGCUACAACGGGGCCCUCAAGCCUGGCUUCAAGGAAAGCGGGCUCGUGCUCGCUACGCAAUUCUACGAUGCGAAGCCUUCGACGGGUCCCAAUGACUCCACGACUAUUCACGGCCUUUGGCCCGACUACUGCGAUGGCACCUACCCCCAGUACUGCACCGCCGACUCUGGCAUCCCUACGUACACGGGUGCACAGAUCGCCUCAUUGAUCAAGCAGUACUCUCCCAAGACGUACGACUACAUGACAGUGUACUACAAGGACAUUAGCGGAAAUGACGCUAGCUUUUGGGAGCACGAGUGGAACAAGCACGGGACGUGCUUCACGACGCUGAGGAGCUACUGCGUCGCUCCUCGCAACGGUGCCAACCAGACCGUGUCAGCCCUCGUCGGCUACUUUGAAGAGAUCGUCCAGAGGUUCCAAAAGCUUCCCACCUUUGACUGGCUCAAGGAGGCCGGCAUUGUGCCUUCGACGACGAAGACCUACAAGCUGACGGCGAUCCAGGAGGCCCUCGAGAAGAAGUUUGGCGCGACGCCAUACAUUGGCUGCUCUGGUGCCAGCAAGGCGAACCUCGACGAGUUCUGGUACUUCUACCACACCUACGGACCUAUCAUUGGUGGCUACUACGUACCCACGCCCUCGACGACCAAUUCCUCGUGUGCCGCAGAGGUGUCCUACCUUCCCAAGUAGAGACAUUGUACCCCCGCCAACUACAAUCCCGCUUCUUGCUUCACUUCACAGAUUUUGACUUGCUUUCAGUGUGAGGCUCGAGGCAGAGAGGAUGCCUUGCAAAAUAGCGU
Acaromyces ingoldii is the source of this 1041-nucleotide messenger RNA. RefSeq names its product ribonuclease T2. Gene Ontology annotation, biological process: RNA catabolic process. Gene Ontology annotation, cellular component: extracellular region. The record is from RefSeq and is a predicted model, not a curated record. Gene Ontology annotation, molecular function: RNA binding; ribonuclease T2 activity. The transcript is spliced from 6 exons. Lineage: Eukaryota; Fungi; Basidiomycota; Exobasidiomycetes; Exobasidiales; Cryptobasidiaceae. The coding region runs from base 77 to 931 and encodes 284 amino acids.